AACCAGUUGACGGUCUUGUCUUUCUUCAAUACCAACUCUUCUCCUUCCUCUCUCUCUCUCCCCAUAAACCAGAGAGAGCCUGAAACAAUGCAUGCCCUUGAAACCCAUUAAAAACCAGACCUACAGUUUCACUAUUUCAAGCAUUACAAGACUGGUAGUACCCGUGGUAGCGUUUUCCCUUAAAAAUGCAGACCCGAAAUCUGUUCUUUCACGUCCUACUUCUUUUUCAUGUUUUCCUUUUAUUUCCGGUGUCAAAAUCUGAUCUUUCGGCCGACAGAGCGGCGCUUCUUGAUCUCCGGCAGUCGCUCGGUGGCCGUACGCUCCUCUGGAAUGCUACUGCGACCAGCCCUUGUAAUUGGGCGGGUGUCACUUGCGAGCAAGGCCGGGUCGUGGUCCUCCGAUUGCCCGGCGUGGCCCUUUCUGGUGAACUCCCCACCGGCAUUUUCAGUAACCUGACCCAGCUGCGCACUCUCAGUCUCCGACUCAAUGCUCUCACCGGACAGCUUCCCUCGGAUCUCGCUUCGUGUACUGGGCUCCGCAAUUUGUACCUCCACGGGAACCACUUUUCCGGCGAAAUCCCGGAGUUUUUGUUCGGAAUGAAGGAUCUUGUGCGUGUCAAUCUUGCUAGUAACAAUUUUACGGGUGAGAUCUCUGUGGGUUUUGAUAAGUUACCGAGAUUGAAGACUCUGUACCUUGAGAACAAUGGGUUGUCAGGUUCGAUUCCAGCUUUGAAAGUCCCAAAAGUGAUUCAAUUUAAUGUUUCAAAUAAUAUGUUAAAUGGGCCGAUACCGGAGAGGUUUCAGAGGUUCGAUUCGAGCUCAUUUUCGGGUAAUUCAUUGUGUGGUAGACCACUCGAGGUUUGUGCUGGUGAGAGUGCAAAUGUGCCGAGUACAGGCAUUGUGGAGCCUGAAAAUAAGAAGAAGAAGUUAUCUGGUGGAGCAAUUGCAGGUCUUGUGAUUGGAUCCGUGGUGGGUUUGAUCUUCAUUCUUCUAAUAUUGUUCUUCUUGUGCCAAAAGAAGGGGAACAAGAAGUCUAGGUCGAUUGACAUUGCUUCAAUCAAGCAUCAAGAGCUGGAGAUUCCGGGGGAGAAGCCGAUUGGGGAGGUUGAAAAUGGAGGGUAUGGAAAUGGGUUUUCAGUGGCCGCAGCCGCAGCGGCUGCUAUGACUGUGAAUGGGAAGGGAGAAGCUGCAGCUGCUGCAAAUGGCGGAGCCAAAAAACUCGUGUUUUUCGGGAAUGGGGGGAGAGUGUUUGAUUUGGAGGACUUGUUGAGGGCCUCGGCGGAGGUAUUGGGGAAAGGGACUUUCGGGACGGCCUAUAAGGCGGUACUCGAGAUGGGGACUGUGGUGGCAGUGAAGAGGUUGAAGGAUGUGACUAUUUCAGAUAAAGAGUUCAGAGAGAAGAUUGAAGGGGUGGGAUCCAUGGACAAUGAGAAUUUGGUGCCACUCAGGGCUUACUAUUAUAGCAGGGAUGAGAAGCUGCUUGUCUAUGAUUACAUGGCCAUGGGAAGCUUGUCUGCACUUUUGCAUGGAAAUAAAGGAGCAGGUAGAACGCCCCUGAAUUGGGAGACUCGUUCGAGCAUUGCCCUUGGAGCUGCCCGGGGGGUUGAGUACCUACACUCUCAAGGUCCAAACAUCUCUCACGGAAAUAUAAAAUCUUCUAAUAUUCUCCUCACUAAAUCCUACGAAGCCAGAGUCUCUGAUUUUGGCCUUGCCCACCUUGUCGGCCCUUCAUCCACUCCCAACAGAGUUGCCGGCUACCGUGCACCGGAGGUAACUGACCCUCGCAAAGUAUCUCAGAAGGCCGAUGUAUAUAGCUUUGGUGUAUUACUACUGGAGCUACUGACUGGGAAAGCACCCACUCAUGCCCUCUUGAACGAAGAGGGGGUCGACCUUCCCAGAUGGGUACAGUCCAUAGUUCGAGAGGAAUGGACAUCUGAGGUGUUCGAUCUUGAGCUCCUUAGGUACCAAAAUGUAGAGGAAGAUAUGGUUCAGCUCUUGCAGCUCGCAAUAGAUUGUGCUGCUCAGUACCCCGAUAACCGCCCUUCAAUGCCCGAAGUGUCAAGGCGGAUUGAGGAGCUGUGUCGUUCAAGCCAGCGAGAAGAUCACGAUCCACAGCCUGAUGUCAUCAAGGAUGUUGACGACAACUCCUCUUCUCGACGAGUAUAAUGAUCAUCUUUGCUAUGUUAUGCCCAUAAUUAUAAUGUUUAAUCAUGUGCUUAUGUUGUAUGUUUAUCUGGGCCUCAAAUCUUUCUAUCUUUUUUUUUCUUCCUUUUUUAAAUUUCUUCAUUGAUACUUUUAGGGUUCAUAUCUGUCCCAAUUGUUCUUUGUUGGGUGGAUCAUAUGGUGGUUGUAAUUAUUACAUUCACUUUAACUUUUUUCCUCUUUGAUGAUGCAAACUUUUGAUCUGUUUUAGAUGGAGAUGGGUUGGUUGCUUUGAA
Molecule: messenger RNA, 2437 nt
Organism: Tripterygium wilfordii
Lineage: Eukaryota; Viridiplantae; Streptophyta; Magnoliopsida; Celastrales; Celastraceae
Product: probable inactive receptor kinase At1g48480
Exons: 2
Coding region: 186-2165 (659 amino acids)
Biological process (GO): protein phosphorylation
Molecular function (GO): ATP binding; protein binding; protein kinase activity
Source: RefSeq, a predicted model, not a curated record